Molecule: messenger RNA, 5120 nt
Organism: Doryrhamphus excisus (bluestripe pipefish)
Lineage: Eukaryota; Metazoa; Chordata; Actinopteri; Syngnathiformes; Syngnathidae
Source: RefSeq, a predicted model, not a curated record
AAUCUCUCUUUGACAGUCAAAAUUGAGCAUUGUUAUUGCCUUUCUAAUGGAAGUUUUUUUUUAAAAUAAUAGUAAUACAGAAAUACAACAAUUAUCAUAAAACAAUUGGAAGAAUGCAAGAAUGAUAUACAAAAGGUAAAUAAACUAUAUACGAAAGUUAUACUAAAUGCCUAUAUACGCUAAAACAACGUGUAGAAAUGAUGGGCGCCAAUUAGGUUAUAAAUGAAGAGCUUGCAACCAAAAGGCGCUAAAUCCAUUUUGACUGAUUUCGAGAAAAUCAAUGAUUUUUAAUUACGCACAUAUCAAUCUAUUUGGUCAUCAAGUCUAUAUUGCAAAUGAAAGAGCUAUCAAUAUAGGUCAUAAAAAUGCAUGCUAUAAAAAUCCUGCACACACCAUGUAUUUUAUAUAUUUUUUUUAAUUCUUUUUUUUUUUUGAUUUAGCGCCUUUUGGCUGAAAUAAAUUUGACAAAAAUCAUCUCAUUACAAACUCUUUACAUUGUAUGUUUUUUUAGUACAAGUAAAAUAAUGUUUCUCAUGAAAGUUGGAGGUGUCAAGGUAGAGACAUGCCUUUUAUGGCGUAAAAAAAACUUCCAUGUUACAGAAUACUGUAAAAACACAAUUUGUGUUCUCCUGAAUUGCAUAACAUACUGUAACUAUCAUAUAUCAUACUAUCACUGAUACUGGCUUUCUGUAUGUGCAGUGCCAAUUGUAUUCUUCUCUCUGAUUGGUCAGAUUAUCAAUAGAUGGGAAACUUGGGCCAAUCAGAAUAAAGAAAGGGAUUUAGCUCCUUUUGGUUGAAAUCUGAAAUGGAAAUAGCGCCUUUUGGUUGAAAGCAUACAUUUCAUAUCACUUUUUUUUCAUAUUUUUUAAAAUGAUUUCAAGACCAAAAUAUGUGAUUUGGAUACACAUGACAGAGGUCUAUUAAACUCAUGAAAAACAUGCAACUUAGUGAAAAUUGGAUUUAGCGCCUUUUGGUUGCAAGCUCUUCAAAUAUACAUAUAGGUAUAUAUUUUUGCAGGCGUUUAUCCGUUUGUUUGUGUUCAAAAUAACUUGAAAGGUUAUGAAUGGAUUUGGAUGAAAUUUUCAGGAACUGGCGGAAACAGAAUAUGGAAGAACUGAUUACGAUAUGUGACCCGGAUCACCGUCUGGAUCCAGGAAUUUUUUUAAUGUAUUCUUUAACAUCGCAAGAUAGUACAGUAAACCUCGGAUAUAUCGGAUUCAAUUGUUCCCACUGGUUUUGUCCGAUUUAAGUGAAAUCCGUUAUAUGCGUAUACCGGAAAAUGUCCGUUUUACGCAUAUAUCGGAUUUAUAUCCGGUAUAUGCGUAAAUCGGAUUUUAUCCGUUAUAAAAAGGCACUUCCUUGACUAUGUUUCCAAUGUACCUGGACUGGGCAAUGAAAAGAGACGUAAGGUAAUGAGAAUUUAACUUUAUUGGACUCUGAGCAUAACAAAUUGUUAAUUAAGCUAGGCCCUGUUACGCCCGUCAGGCCUACGUUAUUUCCAAUAGUGAGGUUAAGAUCUCAUUCACUGCUGUGCUAGUAUUAUUGACGUCACUCACUUUUAUAUUUGUCCUAAAUCUGGAGCCAGGAGAAAGACAAUAGCCAGUGACAUCAACAAGAUUAGCAUAACGAUGCGGCCAUCCGAUAUAUGCGAGGGAAAUUUAAUGGAAAUGCAUUGGAACGGGACUGGAGAUUUUGUCCGAAAUAGGCGAAAUCCGUUAUAAAAAAUCCGAUAUAUCCAAUGAAUUUUUAUUGGAAAUGCAUUACAGAAAAAUCGGUUCUUUUUUAUCUGUCCGUUGUGAGCGAAUUUCCGAUAUAUCCGAGUCCGAUAUAUCCGAGGUUUACUGUAUAUAUUUUUGCAGGCGUUUAUCCGUUUGUUUGUGUUCAAAAUAACUUGAAAGGUUAUGAAUGGAUUUGGAUGAAAUUUUCAGGAACUGGCGGAAACAGAAUAUGGAAGAACUGAUUACAUUUUGGAGGUGACCCGGAUCACCGUCUGGAUCCAGGAAUUUUUUUAAUGUAUUCUUUAACAUCGCAAGAUAGUACCAUUUUUUGGCAUUUGUGCGUAUAAUUCCACAAAAAAAAUGUCAGAACACUUGGGGGAAAAAAUUACAGUUUCCAACAGGUUCUCAAGACUGAUCCAGAUAGUGGAAUAAAUAAAUGUAGGACUAAUAUUUAUGGUGUAAAUCAAAAUAUGGGGAAACUACGGCACUUGGUGGAGAUCUGCACUCUGUGGGCUCUAAUUUCGCAGACCAGGCCAAUAGCCAGUAGACCAAUUUUGUUCGUUUUAUGCCAGCGCACAGUGUUCGUUUUUUGCCUAUAUUUCCAAAUAGGCCAGCUGGCUGAGGUAUUAAUUGAAAAUAGGAAGUGGGGUUAUAUACAUUAUAUUAUAUUAUAUUUGAGUGCAUAGUAAAAUAGCUAUUAAAACCAUUAGUCUUAAUGCUAUGCCGUUUGAAUGGUACAAUUGAAUGCUGUGUUGGACAGUAUAUGAGGUGUGUGACCUAUGGGGGGGUCACAUACCAUGCAUUGGCUAUCCCGACCAUGUAUAGAUGUUUAAAUCAAAACGCUGACAAUCGGAGUAGGAACGGGGGCGAGGCAGGCAUGUUCUUGAGUCGUGGUGGUCAGAUGGCAAAGCGCUUUGCUGUUGAAGGUGUGCAAAGGCUUCAAAUAUGAAUACUUUUCUUUUCACCACUCAUCGUCCAGUACCUCCCCUUGUUGUGUGUCGUCAGCAGGAGCUUCAGAAAAAAAAAAUGGGAGGAACUCUUGACACUUGUGGUGCUACUAUAAAGCUCACCGGUAAUUUGCAGGCUUCAUUGAAAACAACAUCACCGCACAUGACUGGCAUCCUUCUUUGAGAUUUACCUCUCCUCUCAGCGUCUCCUCAAGGCAACCUUUGAGAUAUGAGGUUACUUGGCCACAUCGUUGUUUUGCUUCUUCUGUGCAAAAUCUCCAACGGGGUUACAAAAGUGAAACCCAGCAAGAAAUCUACACAUGCAAGCCAAGCAGGCAAUGCGGUCCAGCCUUCACUCGUGCCUCAGCUCCCUGCUGGAAGUGUUUCAAACAGCAGAACAACCGGAGGUCCAGGUGGAGGCGAACCGACACAGGAUAGCGCUGCUGCAGGAGCCCAAGCAGCCAAAAAACCAUCAGAUGAAAUAAGGCUGAACUUUCUCAAGAACGCGCACGUUACAUGUAAUGAUGGGACGCCGGCUGGGUUUUACCUAAAAGAGAACAGAGGAAGCCGCAGGUGGUUGGUAUUUCUGGAAGGUGGCUGGUUCUGCUACAGCAAAGAGACCUGUGAUUCCAGAUACCAAAAUACCCCUCGACUGAUGAGCUCAUCGGGUUGGCCCUUGACGAAAAGCGGGAGUGGAAUACUGUCAUCCCAAGCAGCAGAGAAUCCCUACUGGCAUAAUGCAAACAUUGUAUUCAUCCCAUAUUGCUCCAGCGAUGUUUGGAGUGGCAAUGGGCCUGUCCCGCCCCCAGCUCCAAAAGCACGACAACUGAGAGAAAAAGAACGCAGUAGAAACGCAACUGAGAAUGUUUUCCUGGGAUCACUCAUCAUCCGAGAGGUCAUCAAAGAUCUCGUCCCAAAAGGAAUCAAACAGGCCAAGGUUGUCAUGCUCUCUGGCGAGAGCGCUGGGGGCACGGGAGUCUUGCUGAACAUCGAGAGAGUGGCCAGUCAGCUGGAGCAGCUCGGUGCAGAGGCACAGGUCCGGGGUCUCGUGGACUCUGGAUGGUUUCUUGAAAGUCAGCACCAGAGGUCACCCAACUGCCCUGAAACUGUUGCCUGUUUGCCUGCUGAUGUCAUCAAGCUCGGCUACAGGCUGUGGAACAGCAUGAUACCUGAAGGCUGUCGACGUCUGCAUAAGAAAGGCGAGGAAUGGCGGUGUUUCUUUGGCCACAAUCUGUAUCCAACAUUAACCUCCCCCCUGUUUGUUGUGCAGUGGCUGUUUGACGAGGAACUUCUGAAGGUGGAAAACAUCUACUUCGGAGGACAGCACAUGAGCGAGGAACAGUGGCAGUACAUACAAAACCUGGGCAGGGAGAUGAAGAACUCCCUGAGAGAUGUCACAGCGGUAUUUGCCCCUUCCUGCCUCUCGCAUACAGCAAUUACCAAAAGAAACUGGAUGACUUUCCAAAUUAAAGGCACUUCUCUUCCACGGGCCCUGCACUGCUGGGAAAGGAGUCUGGAAGCCACUCGCAACAACAGAACUCCAUCCAAAGGUUGUCCGUUCAAUCUGGUGGACAGCUGCCAGGUGCCUCAGUGUAACCCCACCUGCCCCGCCUUGGUGAACGAGGCAACGCAGCAGAAGCUCACCUUACUCCAGAUGCUGGCAGCCAUGGGUCUUGACCUCCGGAAGCUGGGCUUGAAUCCUCAAGAAGAUGUCAAUUUCCUGGCAGGCGUAGUCAGCAAUGGCGGCUAACAUUAUAAGCAGAGAAGAGAUGCAGAAGAUUUGUUGAGGCAUGUGAUUCAUUUUUAUGUGACCGUUGAAAUCGUAAAGAAAGUAUUGGUUGCUCCAUUAUGCUUACCUGACUGUGUCUCCUAGCUUCUGGAUCUGAGUGGUUUUGUUCGCUCUCUACUGGACAGUACAGUAUCUGUAUAGUAUACAGGAUCUUUAGGUCUCAAGUAUUUUAAAGUUGUACAGGGUAAGCGUUUUUGAGGUGUAUAGCAAUGGGUAAAGACAACAACACACUUUAAUAUUAUUUGUAAUUGCAAAUGGAGCGAAGCAUGUUGGUAGUUAGCACUGCUUUUAUAAUUCCUUCCUUGUCAUUUUUUAACUUAGUCAGAGAUCUAUUACGAGUUGACAAAUUUGCAUUCAUAUUCAUUGUUGUAGGGACAUAAUAUUGCUAAAUCUAAAUUUUACACAUGUAGACCAACACACAUUGACUAACUCAUUUUUUCCCCUACUUUCCUGACCUGUUCUUUAGCCUAUUAGACUAUACGUACAUAUUCAUACGCACACUUUACUGCAUGUAAUUUAUAGGUAUGAUGAGUUUCCUAUGGGCAAACAAGAGGAUGUCUCUUUAUAUAUGUUGUCUCUGGUGUACAGUAACUCAUGAGUUAAAUAAUACUGACAGUAAAAAAAAACAUUAAAAAAAUACUGUUUCUUUCUUUAAUCAAAUGUCAG